Molecule: messenger RNA, 1397 nt
Organism: Bombina bombina (fire-bellied toad)
Lineage: Eukaryota; Metazoa; Chordata; Amphibia; Anura; Bombinatoridae
Exons: 3
Coding region: 74-1009 (311 amino acids)
Source: RefSeq, a predicted model, not a curated record
UCAAGGGCAAAGUGCUCGCGAUUUUCUCUCUGUCUUGCAGGAAGUUUUGUCCGUGAAACAGAACGCAUUCGGCAUGUCAUCCACUGUAACAGCUUCCUCUUCCGCUGCAGCGGCCUCAUCAGCAGCAGCACAACAGGCGGUCCCAUUAACAACACAACAAGCACCAGCUCAGCAGGCCCCCUCUAUCGUCACUGAAGGUGUAACCUCGCUGGCUCCACAGACUACUCUAGCAGCAGCAGCAUCCGCAGCGGAGGCAACCAACACAUCCUCAGCUGGAAACGCUAGUGGACCAUGGCUAUCCUUAAUCCCAUUGGUCCGCUCAUCCCUCGCCCCAGCGACCUGGCGAACCUACGUUAGCCACUGGAAGGAAUGGGACCAAUUCUGCAUCACGCGGAGGGCGGAGUCAUCAGUCAGCUCUCAGGGGAUGCUGGGUGUACGCAAGGCUUCAACAAGGGUAUGGAUCGUGGGCCAUUCCUUCAUUCAUUGGGCGGCGAUCCGUGCUCUCACUAGGGUUGGGGGGCAGAAUUUGGGUUUCCCUGCAUCAAAAGCUUCCAUCCGUUGGCUGGGGUUUAAGGGUUUGUGCUGGCCCCAGCUCCCCAAUGUUCUCACAGAUGCCCAUAGACGGUGGGGUAAACCCCACAUUAUUCUAAUACAUUUAGGGGGUAAUGACAUGGGUGCCAUUCCAUCCCUCGAAUUGACCAAAAUUAUUCAGUCAGACUUAGGCUGGCUUAGGGCAUGGAUGCCGGGGGUAAUUAUAGGCUGGUCUAAUGUAAUAGCGCGCCGCCAAUGGCGAUAUAUGGGAUCCUCAGGCGCAGCCUAUAGGGUGAGGAAGAAGCUGAAUAGGGAUGUGGGCGCGGCCGUCACUGGUAACCAGGGCUUCGUGGUACGGCACGAUGCCAUUACAGCCGACAAGCGGGAGCUCUAUAGACCUGAUGGGGUUCAUUUAUCUGAUGUAGGGCUAGACUUAUUUUUAGGGGAUUUGUCAAAAGCUCUCGCUCCCUUCCUGUAAGUCAGGUCGGGUGGGUGGCGGCAAGUGAUACCUGAGAUGCUAUCCCUUGUGGCGGGAGGAUUGCGGCCCAGUAGCGGCGAACGGGGCGAGUGAUGGCCAGGCUGAUGAGGGUGGGGCUCGAUUACUUCAGUUAACUGGAGUGCCCCUCCCUCCGGGUAGGUAGGCCAGAAGAACUCGUAACACCCCUAGUAGCAUUUCCAUUUCUUGUGCAGAGUUUUUCUGCUGUUGCCUUCCAUUAGGCCGCUCUCCUCUGUAGUCCGGGGGGUUAGUCUUAGCCUCUCAUUUGCCGCCAUCUGUUGAAUUCUUAUCUGUCGGUUUAGUUAAUAGUUAAGCCUAAAGUUAUAGGUUAAUAAAUGGGACCAGUGAUGGUUCAUAAAUUUUACCCAAA